This is a messenger RNA of Plasmodium berghei ANKA, 789 nucleotides long. Its product is annotated as ribosomal protein L12, mitochondrial, putative. The record is from RefSeq and is a predicted model, not a curated record. Gene Ontology annotation, biological process: translation. Bases 1 to 789 code for a protein of 262 amino acids. Gene Ontology annotation, molecular function: structural constituent of ribosome. NCBI's taxonomy places the organism in Eukaryota, Apicomplexa, Aconoidasida, Haemosporida, Plasmodiidae. Gene Ontology annotation, cellular component: ribosome. The transcript has 2 exons.
AUGAUAAAUAAAUGUAGACAUUUAAAAUUAUUUCUUCAAAUUUCAAAGGCUUAUAACAAAAGGGAUAAUGAUACUAUAUUAAGUUUUAGAAAAAUAAUACCAAACAAUUUUAAUAUUUGUUUUUUUCAAAUAUGUCGAAAUAGAUCCUUUUCUACAUCUACAAAUAAUAGUACUUACGAUAUUUUUGAUAAAAUAAAAGAUUCUAAUAAUAAUACCAUUCCAAAUGAUGAAAUAGAAAAUAAGUUUACAAAAAAAAGAAAGCCUUCAAAAAAAGUAUUAAAAUUAGUCGAUGAUAUAUUGAAUUUAACAUUAAUUGAAGCAGCCGAUUUAUGUGAUAUGUGUCAAGAAAAGCUCGAAGGAAAUAAACAAUUUAAUAAUGGAUAUUUUAUAAAUCGAAACCCAUUUCCACAUCCUUUAUCUUUUUUUGAAGCUUCAAAUGUGCAUCAAAUAAAUGGAGGAAUUAAUAUUCCAACAUCAAACAUAACCAAUGCAUCUACUAAUGUGGAAAAUGCGAUUCCCGAUAUAAAACAAACUAAUGAAAUUGGAAAAACAGAAGAAAAAAAAAAUCAAACAAAAACAACUUUUAAUAUAAAACUAGAAAAAUUUGAUGUUAAAAAUAAAAUUAACACUAUUAAAGAAAUUCGAAAAAUAACAAAUGUUGGAUUAAAGGAAGCUAAAGAAAUGGUGGAAAGCGCCCCCUUUUACAUACAAAAGAAUGCCCCGGCAGAGCAAGCCGACGAAAUUAAAAAAAUUUUUGAAGAUCUCGGAGCAACUAUAAUUUUAGAAUAA